UUACAGAGGGGUAAAGAUGUGGGAAUUUCCACCAGAUUGAGCACCCUGUUUCUGCCACUUUCGGAUUGUCACCUUCAGAUGGUAUAAAUACAGGUGAAUAUGCUGGAUACCCAACAGUGUUUCACUAAAUACUAAUCCAGUAGUAUAUUUUUGCUCAACUUGAGGCGCAUUAUCUAAAUUUAUAGAUACCAGAGACUUCGUACAAGCCCUGAGCCAUUAACCAUUAGCCAAACUCUGGUUUUGAGUAACUUUCCUCGGUCGUUUGAUACAAAUUUCUAGCUAAUUUCCAGACAACUCAUCCUAGGGAUGGCUAUGAUUACAGUGCGAAACGUUUUCCUCGUCGCCAUGGUGUGCCUGUACAUCCAGGCGGCCUUCUCGAUCCCUCUUCAACCGUCAUCAGACGGGACGGGACUCUCUGGUAUCCCCGACGUACCGGGGAAGGCUUGCCUUGCAGAUGAUCCUGAAGAACGCGUUCGUCGGCAGCAGGAUGCACACUCCUUGUUCCCGUACCAGAAAGUCUACGCCGUCCAGAGCUUCAAUUAUUCGUCACCGGACGUUUUCAGUGAUGCCCUACCCGCCCUCGAUUGCCCCAUGGGAACAAAAGAAACUGAAGUCACCAGAGAUGUCUCAACCGAAUCAACGUGUCCAUUCACAUACGUCACAUGUUACGACCCUGAUCGCAUACCAGCUCGCCUGACGGUGGCCCAGUGCGGUGGCUCCUCGUGUAUCGAUCCGUAUAAGAACGAAGAAGAUCCGGAACUUUCUUGCCAGCCAGUGUACUACAACAUCAAGGUUCUGAGGAGGAAGAGCUGUAAGAAUGGCAUGUUUCAUUAUGAGGAACAAGAUGAGCGGAUUCCAGUUGCUUGUGCUUGCAUGAGACAAGAGGCUGCCAAGUUAUAAACGAAUCUUCGGACAAAGCUCACAAACGGUGAUAAACACGAAGAUGCUUCCUCGUUACUUCAAACGAAUUCAUUGUUCGUUAGGAAGAAUUAUUGAUACGGCUUUGCAUUUAGGAAUGGAAUCGGUGUGAUCUUCCUAUAUCAUAACAGAAUUAAUGAUCUCCAUACAUGUCGAAUUUCAAAAACAAUUAAUAGUAAAUGGUGAAGGAAUAAUAAAGUGCUAUAAUAGCAGUGUGUAAGUAUAUAUAUUUUAUGUUUUCCAAUGUUAGUUGAAUAUUAGUUGUAUAUUUCGAUAGUUGUGUCUUUUUAUUUACUCGUUUAUUUAUAUUGUUGAAGGAAUGAUAUAUAUUCUAAUCGCAAUAUAUUCAUGUUAAUAUAUAAGAACAUUUAUCUCAUGAUGAGAAAUUUGUGUGUAGAAAUGUAUUGAAAAAUCUAUAUAUUUAUAGUUUGAAUAUAAGAGGAACAUUUCUCUAUAAUAUUGUGCAUAUUUACGCACUUUUUAUAACUUCAGUCAAGGUAGUGUGGCUCAAUAUAGUAUCCACUAUGUGGAUUUGUUUCGAUUUUGUUCUCUUCGUACAGUUUCUUUACAUUUAAGGAAUAACAUUUAUUUCUUACCUUACUAUCAGCUGUUUAUGACUCAUUUCACGCGUGAAUGAAUUUUUGCCCCUCUGUAAAAAGGGGUUUUCCCGCUUUUCGAAACAUAUGCAAUGAACGACAAUAGCCCAUAUACAUGUGUGUAUAAGAGAAGAUUCAUAUGUUACACAGACAUUCUGGCAACAAUAGUUGGGGAAAUUUCCCCUUCCCACGGUAAUAGACAACAGAAAUCCAUGUUUACUGUCGCCCACUGACAAAAGAAAGCAACUUUGAUUUUGUUUUUCUUCUUCAAAAUUUACCUGUUUUAUUUGGGAUAUUCUCUGUAUGCUCUAAAUGAUGCCAAAGAAAUUGAAAUUGCUCAGACCCCGAUUUCUGAAAUAUAGACGUUUCAAAGGCCAAUAAGUCUAUACAUUCACGAAUAAAAUAAUUAUAGAUUGUUUUUCUUUACGAAGAAAAUCACUCCACGUACACAUAAUCGCUCAUUUUUGUCAUCGCUGACAAAGGGAAGCGUCUCUUUGGAAUAUAAUCGCUCAAGCGUUCUGGGAAGCAUGACAUUGUCAUCAACAUUUUUGUCCGUCAAGUUCUUUCCUUUAUUAUGAUUGGCCGAGGAGCACUGUUACUAUGGUAACUGUGUAAUACAACAGUCCUUUCUUGAAACACUCCCCUGAUCAUGAAUGUGAUUUUACUCCCAUGGAUACAUCCACACAGGUUCCAUGACAUUUGCUUCGGUGAGAUUUGCUCCAAUAGAAAAGCUGCACGAUUUGCCACAACAUAAAACUUAACCUCCAACACUUAAUAAACCCUACACUGUUACAAAAUUUAUCCUUAGAAUAAAUGAAGUUCCUGCAGCAGAGUCUCGAGAACACCUACAAAUCUUACCAGAUUGCGUAAUCUUACAGGAAAUUGGU
Molecule: messenger RNA, 2401 nt
Organism: Lytechinus variegatus (green sea urchin)
Lineage: Eukaryota; Metazoa; Echinodermata; Echinoidea; Temnopleuroida; Toxopneustidae
Product: interleukin 17-like protein
Exons: 4
Coding region: 307-900 (197 amino acids)
Cellular component (GO): extracellular region
Molecular function (GO): cytokine activity
Source: RefSeq, a predicted model, not a curated record